This is a messenger RNA of Phyllopteryx taeniolatus (common seadragon), 1383 nucleotides long. RefSeq lists its product as uncharacterized. The transcript is spliced from 2 exons. Lineage: Eukaryota; Metazoa; Chordata; Actinopteri; Syngnathiformes; Syngnathidae. Bases 211 to 927 code for a protein of 238 amino acids. Gene Ontology annotation, molecular function: metal ion binding. The record is from RefSeq and is a predicted model, not a curated record.
GCACUGUAGAUGUCAGUCGGGGCGCGUGGAAUCGUAAACCGCAGUAGGACAAGAAAUGAGCAGCUAAGCUAACAGCAGCCUAGCAUGUCCCAUUGAACGAGGAAAUGGCGGCGACGAUGACUGCCGUUUAGCAGCCCCCUUUCUCGGUCGGGCAAUAUUGCUCGUGUCAAAGUUGCUAUUGAUAGGUCACGCACACAACGGAGAUACGACAUGAACGCUCUUGUCGGAUACAGCGGCUCGUCGGACUCGGACAGUGACGAAGACUCACCUGAGAAAGCCCAACGCGGCCGUGGAGGGUACGUCCACUCAUUCCCAAUAGCGGAUGUCGCCGAUUGGGCCCCGCCGGACAGGAAGACCCCGAACUUCAUGCUGGAAAGCGGUUCGACUACCAGCGAGUCUGAUGGAUCCGACCGCGGCGACCGGGAGCCUGGCUCCUCAGUCCGUGGAAGCGGAAGCCAGCCCGGCCCGCCUUCGGCCUCCUCAGCGACCAGUCCUCGCAAACUGCCCCCUCCGAGUCUGCACGGCCGCUCGGAAAGCAGCGUGUUCGCCAACCCGUUCAAAGCUCAGGCCGAGCAGAAGCUCAGCGCCUUGCAGCAACACGUGCCCCUCACGAUGCAGGCCAGGCCGUCUCACAUCGGCGGCAAGAGGAUGUGCCUCUCCUACAGGAAGAGUGGAAGAUGUCGAUUUGGGAUCAAGUGCAAGUUUGCGCACGACAGCGAUCUUCAGACCGCGGUUGCUCCCAAUGACUCUCGCGCAACUUCCAGCGACGAAGCGCAAGUUGGCCCCCGGGAGCCCCCGCGGGACGAGCCGGAAGGCCGGCGGGUGAAGAAGCGGCGUGUGGGCGUGAGCGACGCGCUGAUCCCUCCCAAGAAGGCCAUGAAGCAGUACACCAUGCUGAGGAGCAAAGGACACCACAACAUGUACUGAUGGAAAGAUUCAUCCAUUAAACAAAGACAAAAGUCCCACUCAUCUGGGCUACCAAUAAACAACGAGUGUGUUGUUAAGACAUUUAUUCACAUCCUCGAAAUGAAAAGUCGGCAUAUCUGCGCAAACGGCGUCCUUAACCACAAAGCCUGCAGCACAUUUCCCCCUAAAAGCCCAAACUGUAAACAACUCAUUCAUUAUCUGUACAGGUUAUGACUUCUGCUAAAUGCCACAAACAAUGCAUGAUGGAUUCAUUAACUUAUUGAAUACAAGAACAUUACAUAUAAACACAUUGGUUUUCACCCUGACAGUAGACUUUUUGUUAUAGACCAAACAAGAUGUUUAACAAUUAACAGAAAAGUUCAUCUAAAACACAAACACGUUAAGUGGCAGCCCUAUUGUCAAUAGUCAUAUAUAGUGUGGACUUAUAAAUAAACAAAGAUGGUUGCUAGAACUCUA